CAGCUCCCGGUAGGCGGCGCGCAUGCGCUCUGCACGGGGAGGGAGCGCAGGUUGGAGUGCAAGGGCGGUAACCCCUCGGCUCUUGGAUUUCCGGGGGGGGUCAAAGGGCAUGAACCAGUGCACCCCAGACAUCGAGCAGUCUGAAGAGCAAGAUGUUUUCCAUCCAGCUGUCAAAUUCGUACCUAUCUCGAUGCUGAAACAGAAUGGGCUGUUGCAGGCUCUGGCAGAAGAAGCCAGUGGACUUACAGAAGCUGACCCUAGCGAAGAGGUGCUGCGGGCCCAGGAAGAAUGGGAGGCUUUGGAAGCUAUCCAGUCAGGGACGGUGGACAAUUCAGCAAGUCCUGUCACCCUGAUCUCCUUCAACGAAGCGCUGCAGUACUUCCAGACGGCCGACCUCACUGAGUGCCGGAAAAGAAUCCAGCCAACACUGCAAAGGCGAGGGCUGUCUGCUGUGGUCCACUUCUUCUUUGGCCCACCACGCCUCCAUCAGCAGCUGCAAGCUGAGCGGGACUUGGCUUUUGCAAUUGCCCAGUGUGGCUUGGAUAAUAAUGAGAAGGUGCAUAUGAGGAUCCUGCAAACUAUCUACAAGAAGCUGACAGGCUCCAGAUUUGGUUGUCCACGCUAUGGAGCCCACUGGGAGGAGCUCGGCUUUCAGGGUCUGGAUCCUGGGACAGACCUGCGUGGGACAGGCAUGCUCAGCUUGAUGCAAGUCUUGUACUUUGUAAUGGACCCUCAGACAUUCUUGCUUGCUCAAGACAUUUUCAAGCUGUCUCAACACAGUAUGCAGAAUUUCCCAUUCUGUGUCAUGUCUGUGAAUAUCACUCGCAUUGUGAUCCAGGUCCUGAGGGAAGAGCGUCUGUCCAGGGAGUGCAACCGUAGGCAUCAGGUCAUCGCUGUGCUGAACGAUUUAUAUGUGGCCAUGUUCCUGCACCUCUACUACACCUGGAAAACCCAGCACAAAACCAUUUCUGACUCUGGCUUUGUCCUAAAAGAACUGGAGGCAUUUGCCAAAAAGAAGCCAAGGCAGCUCCUGAAGUAUUUGGAAGCCUACAUGAGCGGAAACACUGAGUCAAUAAUGGAAGAUGGUUUCCAGCACUUUUCCGCUUCCUCCAGCACACACAGACUCACCCAUUACUCUGCUGGCAGCAGCAACAAAGAACUAAAUUUCACUGGUGUGUGCGACCUGCAUGUUGAGAUGGAAGGAGAAGCCCGGCUGAUCUGAAAGCAAGGAGUCUCUGAUAACUGGGAAGGUCUUAGUAAGGCACUGGUAGACAUGCCUGUCAGCCUGCUUUGUCAGAGGCCAGUAAGCCAGCCAGUCUGCUUAUAGGAGCCUCUGAAGGGCUGUGGCAUAAGAGGUGGGUCUAGAAUAAACCCAGAGCAGUGCUUCUCGCAGAGUCAGAGCGGCAAGAUCAAAUGUAGUGAAGUUGGUAGAGCAAAACCUUGGGGCACCUGCUUUACUGUAAACACAGCGAAGGGGGGGAACAAAUGGCUCUGACAGCGACAGGCUUUGGCCCUAUCUCUACUGAAGUGUGGGUUGAAUGGGAAGGCCUUACGCAUGCUGAAAAUAAGCAGCUUGCCCCAAGACCCAAGGGCUUUGGUUUGUUAAGAGUCAUUUACUGCCAAGCCCUGAGGGAGAUGAGUCCUGUUAUGCUAAAGUAGAUGGUAAACUGGUGAAAAGUUUGGGUUUAUUCCAGUCAUUGAAAUUCGCAGGGCCAGGUUCUCCACAUGGAGACACGUGCUAAGGAGUUGACUCCUUGCUUGUGUAGCAUUAACCACUAGCUGUGGGCUGGAAUUGGGGUCCAUCUUGUUAUCCUAGAUAUGCCUGUGGUCCCCAUUACCAGAGCAACUAAGUACCUCACCGUCUUGGAGGUGGCUAUACCUUCAACCCCAUUGUCAGUAGGACAAUGCUAAUAUUUCCAUUUGAAAGGUGGGGAACAGGUCUCACAGAGCUGAAGUGACUUGUUCUGGAUCAUGCAGGAGGUCUGUGGCAAGGCAUUGAACCCAUGUCCUUAGUUCAAGUCUAGUGUCUGAACCACUAGACUGUAGGAUCUGUAUUGUACAUCACAGUGAUAGGUUCUCCUUUUACAGCAUGCAGCUAAAUGUGAUAGUUGAAAAAUUCAGGGUGCCUGGGCUUUUUGCUAGGGGUACUGCCAUUCAUAAACCCCCUCUUCUCAUUCAGUGCCUCCCUACAGGUUUCUUUAGCCAGAGCCUUCAUAAAGUUUAAAGUGAUAGAGAAAUGCUGUUGAUACUCUACACAGGUAAAAGGCCCAUCUGCAGUACAGCCUCCAGGAGCAUUAAGAGAACAGCAUCACUCCUGGCUUAUAAAUGCAUCCAUCUCCAACUCUAGAGUGGGAAAGUAGGCCUGCACAGCUUGCUUAGGGCAGUUCACCAGUGUUCUGGAGGGGAGGAGUGAGAGACUGAGACACAGGCAUCAUCAUUAACACUAGGUAUCUGGCUGCAAGGGGUUUUCCCCUAUUGUCAUGCUCACAAAUCCUUGCAAUUUUCCAGUGAGUCUGAAUUUUUCCUGGCUGGUUCUGAGCUCAAAGGCAGCUGAGGUUUUUAUUGUAGGAGGCUUCAGCAAAUUCCUGUUCAAAUAUUGUUGAAUUAUUGAUGCAGAAGAGAGAAACUGGUAGCUUUCAGCUGUAAGCUUGUUCUCCUCCCAAAAAUCAGCGCCCCUGAUGUUGCUAGCUCUUGGUAUUUCUAUCACAGGCUAUGCAAUACUUGGCAUUUUACCUAAGCUGUUACUAGCCAUUAAGGAUGGGAUUUGGAUGUUCAACUCCUCUUGAGAAUUCUAUAUACAGUCUUAGGUGCCUUAGUACCUAUUAAGAAGUGGCCUCUAAUGACUUGCUUGAGGUCACACAGGAGUGGGUGGCUUUGAUUUAUUGGUGGUCUUAAAGUUCCCUGCGGGAGGAAGAAUUCUGAUGGCAGAAGGCUUUUUAGUUGAAAGAUCUAGUUUCAGGGAGGUGGAGUCUUACUCUGAAAAUAAGGUGCAGGGUCACAGCAGCAGGUUAAGUCUAGUGGAGAGGGUUAAAUGGAUAACAAAUAACCAGUGGAAUAGCUGCCCAGCGGAAUUGGUGAACCCAGAAUGUCUUUGUAAGAGUUGCAUGUACUACAGAUAGUAGUACAUGUAAGUACUGUAAGAGUACAGGGGCUGGGUGCAGGUAGCCAUAUGUACACAGGGAGCAAAGCAAAGCAGCUGUAGCUCAACCAUGAGCAGUUGGUGUUGAUGUACCCUUUGGCCUAGUAGAGAAAAUAUUCCAUCCACGGCAGGAAUUCCAGAGGAGGGGAGAUACUGCAUUCCUGUAUAGCCUUAAAGAUCAUGACAAGGGGGUGUGAGCAGCUUAGUUUAACGAAUGUGUUUUGCAGUACAUUUUAAAAGGGCAGACGCUUUCACCUACCCACCAGCAGGGCAUGUUUUCCUACAGAGAUGUAAGCUCUGGGUGGUAGGAGUUUGCUUUCACCUUCUGCUUGGUAGCAGUGAAGUAUGUGUCUGUGUGUUGGAGACAUGGUCCCCAGCUGGGGCUUUGUCCAGCAGGAGUCUUUUCCUUGUAACCGAGAGCGUUGCCCUUUGCUGUAUGUGCUGCAGUGACCCAUAAAUGUAGAAGGUAGCGGAGAGUGGGAACCUUGUACCACUACAUUGUAACCAUAUGCGUCUGUACCCCAGCUGCUGCCACACAGGCACUUUACAAUAAAACCUUGGAAUCUCA
Messenger RNA from Alligator mississippiensis (American alligator), 3707 nucleotides. It is a transcript of the gene ELMOD3, whose product is annotated as ELMO domain containing 3. The record is from RefSeq and is a predicted model, not a curated record. The coding region runs from base 23 to 1222 and encodes 399 amino acids. The transcript is spliced from 11 exons. Lineage: Eukaryota; Metazoa; Chordata; Crocodylia; Alligatoridae.